Molecule: messenger RNA, 459 nt
Organism: Apodemus sylvaticus (European woodmouse)
Lineage: Eukaryota; Metazoa; Chordata; Mammalia; Rodentia; Muridae
Gene: Nppa
Product: natriuretic peptide A
Exons: 3
Coding region: 1-459 (152 amino acids)
Biological process (GO): neuropeptide signaling pathway; cGMP biosynthetic process; negative regulation of systemic arterial blood pressure
Cellular component (GO): cytoplasm; nucleus; extracellular region
Molecular function (GO): hormone receptor binding; hormone activity
Source: RefSeq, a predicted model, not a curated record
AUGGGUUCGUUCUCCAUCACCGUGGGCUUCUUCCUCACCCUGGCCUUUUGGCUCCCAGGCCAUAUUGGAGCAAACCCUGUGUACGGUGCCGUGUCCAACACGGAUCUGAUGGAUUUCAAGAACCUGCUAGACCACCUGGAGGAGAAGAUGCCGGCAGAAGACGAGGUCAUGCCCCCACAGGCCCUGAGUGAGCAGACGGAUGAGGCAGGGGCGGCGCUUGGCUCCCUCCCUGAGGUGCCUCCCUGGAUUGGGGAGGUCAACCCACCUCAGAGAGAUGGCGGUGCUCUGGGGCGCAGUCCCUGGGACCCCUCCGAUAGAUCUGCCCUCUUCAAAAGCAAACUGAGGGCUCUGCUCACUGGCCCUCGGAGCUUUCGGAGGUCCAGCUGCUUUGGGGGAAGGAUUGACAGGAUUGGAGCCCAGAGCGGACUGGGGUGCAACAGCUUCAGGUAUCGAAGAUAA